AUGAUAAUAUUCGUACAAAGUUUACCAUCCUCAGCCAACAGUUGUUGUUGUAAAGCACCGGAACCAUCCGGGCUAGUACCAUUUUUCUCACCUUUUCCCACUCUUGAUGAACUCGAUGAAUUGCUUGCUUAUGCCAAGGUACUCAUGGGAUUCAGCCGCUUAUCUUCCUGGGCUGAAAAAAGAGGGAUGCUGCAAGUGCAAAUGUGGUGGCGGAUGCGGAGGAUGUGGCGGCGGAUGCAUAUGUGGAUGCAAACCAAGGUAAAUAUGUGCAGUUAUCGAAGUUUUCAAACUGAUAUUGCUCCACCGUCCUAUAAACUACCGCCACCACCCGCAUAUCAACCGGCACCACCCGCAUAUCAACCGGCACCUUAUGUUGGCAAACGGAGGUGA
Molecule: messenger RNA, 390 nt
Organism: Acanthocheilonema viteae
Lineage: Eukaryota; Metazoa; Nematoda; Chromadorea; Rhabditida; Onchocercidae
Source: the annotation of a GenBank genome assembly